CUUCGUUUGGUGGCGCCUGUUGCUUCAGGGUUUGGCCGCAGCACGCAGGAUGUCGGGCCUGAAGAAGCUUGUGCCCCUGCUUGACCGCGUGCUGGUGGAGAAGAUCACGCCUCCUGCCAAGUCUGUGGGAGGCGUGCUGCUGCCGGAGUCGGCCGUGCAGAAGAUCAACUCCGCCACCGUCGUCGCCGUCGGCCCGGGCCGGAGAACAAACACCGGCGAGCUGGUGCCCGUGAGCGUGAAGGAAGGGGAUAAGGUGCUGCUGCCCGACUAUGGCGGCACCACGGUCAAGCUGGAGGAGAAGGAGUUCCACCUGUACCGUGACGACGAGAUCCUUGGCGUGCUGACGGAGUGACCCGCCUUGCUCACGCAGCACAUGCCCAGUAGCAGCAGCAGCAGCGGCGGCAGCGGCCCGCGAGCUCAGCGGCAGAAGGAGGCGCCGCCGCCAAGCCAUUCACCUCUGUCGGACCCUUCCCAACGCCAAAGGGCUUGCGUCUCUCGAUUUCAUUCCCUCGCACAUUACCCUAGCAUGCCCAGCAUGAUCCCUUUCCAGCUCCCUCCCACCUUGCCCGCCUCUCUGGUACGCGGCCAUUCUGCGCCCUAGGCAGCCCUGCUCUCAAACACACUGAGUGUAACCACAUAAACCUCA
Chlorella variabilis is the source of this 646-nucleotide messenger RNA. RefSeq lists its product as hypothetical. The transcript is spliced from 4 exons. Gene Ontology annotation, cellular component: mitochondrial matrix. Gene Ontology annotation, molecular function: ATP binding; protein folding chaperone; protein-folding chaperone binding. The record is from RefSeq and is a predicted model, not a curated record. The coding region runs from base 50 to 352 and encodes 100 amino acids. Lineage: Eukaryota; Viridiplantae; Chlorophyta; Trebouxiophyceae; Chlorellales; Chlorellaceae.